Molecule: messenger RNA, 906 nt
Organism: Trichoplax adhaerens
Lineage: Eukaryota; Metazoa; Placozoa; Uniplacotomia; Trichoplacea; Trichoplacidae
Exons: 3
Coding region: 1-906 (301 amino acids)
Biological process (GO): carbohydrate metabolic process
Molecular function (GO): deacetylase activity
Source: RefSeq, a predicted model, not a curated record
AUGACAAACAAACCUGUCAAGCUUAUUGUCAAUGGGGAUGAUCUUGGAUACUGCAUACCUAGAGAUUGUGGAAUAAUCGAAAGUUUCUUGCAGGGAAUGAUAACGAGCACAUCACUAUUAGUGAAUGGUCAAUCUGCUCAAUAUGCAAUCAAAGCAUGUCGGAAACAUGCAAUCCCCAUAGGAUUGCAUGCUAAUUUAACUGAAGGAAAACCAGUCAAUGAUUAUAAUUACAAAACGUUAACGGAUCAUGAUAACUUAUUCUGGGGCAAGUUUGGAUUUAGAGAACGUUUAACAAGCGGCGAUAUUUCCUUAGCUGAGGUUGAGCAUGAAAUUGAGGCUCAGGUUGUAUGGUUUAUCAAUCAUGCCAAACAACUACCAACCCAUGUCGACGGACAUCAGCACUGCCAUGUUUUACCUGGUAUAAAUAAUGUAUUCGCCUCAGUUAUUAGCAAAUUCGAUAUUAGGUGGACUCGUAUGCCCGUCGAAAAAAAUCUUGAGUCAUGUAACUGGCUAACAGAAGCUCAAAUUACAUUCUAUACCUCUGUCGUUCAUGAAGCCAUCAGUUCUAAAAGUGUGUUCGAGAACUACGGAGUAAAAUAUACUAAUUACUUUGGAGGUUUAAGCCUGAUGGGGAUAAAUUUAACGAAGCAGAGAAUAAUAGAUUGGAUCGAUCAAAUUAUAAACGAAAAAGCAAAUCAUUCAGUGAACAAUGACUCUGUUACAUGCGAAUUAAUGGUUCAUCCUGGAUAUCCAUGUAAAGGUGAUGGUGGCUGCGGGCAACCACCAGACAGCUUUUCGAAGUCUCCUGCAAGAGAGCACGAGAUGGAAAUGAUGAAGGAUAGGACUCUACGUACAUUGCUACUACGGAAAUGCGACUUUGUUAGCUAUAAAACUUUACAACCUUGA